Molecule: messenger RNA, 1950 nt
Organism: Podospora anserina S mat+
Lineage: Eukaryota; Fungi; Ascomycota; Sordariomycetes; Sordariales; Podosporaceae
Exons: 5
Coding region: 1-1950 (649 amino acids)
Biological process (GO): transmembrane transport
Cellular component (GO): plasma membrane
Molecular function (GO): purine nucleobase transmembrane transporter activity
Source: RefSeq, a predicted model, not a curated record
AUGAAUUUUCAUACUGACAUUCGCAGCGCUGGGAUUGAGAUGGGACCUGUCGGGAGCUGUUCGGCGCCUGAGGCUGAUGACCAUGCUGAUGGGAGUCUGCCCACAAGGCACAGAAGCUGGAAGGCACGGGCACUUGACUCCUUCAAGGACCGCGUUGGGAGGGUUGAUGAGCGAAUGAACAACUCGGUCGUUGGCCGGGUGUUCAACCUCAAGGGGAGCGGAGUGAGUAUGGCUCCAAGUAAGAGAAACAGAACACUGGCGGCUGACAUGCUUCUACCACAGCCUAAGAGUAUUCCCGAUGCCAACUUCUCUACAGAGUUGCGGGCUGGCCUCACUACAUUUGCCACCAUGUCCUACAUCAUUGCCGUCAACGUAAGGUGUCGUUGCGGCAUAUUCCUUACACUUGGUAUUCUGACACCCUCACAGGCCUCCAUUCUCGCAGACACGGGGUUCGAUUGCGAAUGCAAAAAACCACUCGACAACGCGGGCAACUGUAAAUCAGAGGUCAAGCUGGAUCUUAUCACUGCCACAGCUGCGGUGGCCGCUUUCUCCAGCAUUCUGUUUGGUCUUUUCACCAACCUCCCUGUCUGUCUUGGUCCUGGCAUGGGCUUGAAUGCCUACUUCACUUACCAAGUCGUUGGCGCAAAGGGGACCGGCUCGAUUCCCUAUAAGACUGCUCUCACCGCUGUCUUCAUUGAAGGAUGGAUUUUCAUGUUUCUAGCCCUCACUGGUAUGCGACACUGGCUGGUCAAGAUUAUUCCCGGUACCAUCAAAACGGCCAGUGGUGUUGGCAUCGGUCUGUUUCUCACACUCAUCGGUAUGUCAUAUUCCUCUGGAAUUGGCAUCAUCACGGGAGCUAUCAGUACACCCUUGGCUAUUGGCGGUUGUCCAGCUAGUUCCUUGGAUCAAUAUGGCGAGUGUACUGGAGAGUACUUCACAGAUGUGGAUUGGUAUUUGUCUCGGUGGUCUGUUCGUGGUGUUCCUGAUGGCUUUCAAGGUUCGAGCUUCAAUCGUCAUUGGCAUUGCUUUGGUUUCAAUCCUGUCUUGGCCGUAAGAAACCCUAGGAAUUCUUUGUCAUUAUCUACUCGGAUGCUAACCUUCUCCAGACGCAACACAGCCGUCACGUACUUCCCCGAUACGGACGAUGGCAACCGUCGCUUCACAUACUUCCGCCAAAUUGUCGCUUUCCACCCCAUCAAACACACCCUCGGCCAGAUCCAAUGGGACUUGGGUGAAAAAUUCGACACCAAAGUGCUUGUCGCUUUGAUCACCCUCCUCUAUGUGGAUAUCAUCGACUGCACAGCAACACUCUAUUCCAUGGCUCGGUUUUGCAGACGGACAACAGGUAAAGAUAAGGACUUUCCCCGCUCAACCACUGCAUUCUGCAUAGACUCGAUUUGUAUCUCGCUCGGGGCGCUCCUCGGAUGCUCACCAGUUACGGCUUUCAUUGAGAGCGGUGCUGGUAUUGCUGAGGGUGGUCGGACUGGGCUGACGGCUGUCACUGCUGGAUUUUGUUUCUUCCUGUGUAUUUUCUUUGCCCCUAUAUUUGCUUCAAUUCCGCCUUGGGCUACUGGAUGUACUCUGAUGCUGGUCGGCUGCCUAAUGAUCCGACAAGUGACCAAAAUCAACUGGGCGUACAUCGGUGACGCAGUCCCUUCAUUCAUCACCCUGGCCUUUAUCCCCUUUACCUACAGUGUACUACGGCCUUUUUGCGUAAGCCCCUUCCCCCCCUCCUCGCUUUCCCGUCCACCCCCAGGUAACCCCCCCCCCCCCCCCCAGCGGCAUCUUCUCCUACGCGGGCAUAAACCUCUGCAUCUGGGCCAUCAUCAAACUAUCCCGGGGCACCAUCAUGCCCGAAAACUACGACAUGAAAGAAUACUGGACCUGGCGACCCCCCGGCGAGCGCCCCUGGCUUUUUCGCAAAAUCGGCGAGGCCAUCUUUUGGCUUAG